CUGCCUGCCCCUCGCUUUUCCCCCUCCCCUCCCUCGCUCGCCGCAUUAUAAAAGCGAGCCGCGUAUCUUGAUGCACCUUCUUCCUUCUCCGUCCGUCAAGGGCUCAAGGCUAGCUAAUCUAUAUAGCGUGUCUCCUGCCCAGACGCCGGUGAAGGUGCAGAAGAGUGGCCCCGGGGCCCGGGCCGGCCGUGUGCCCCUGCGCUGGUCGAGAAGAUGCGUGCCGGUGGCGGCCCCGCCAGCCGGGCGCUGCGGCGCCGUCGUCCAUGGCGAGAGCGUCCGCCGGCCAGCCUGGGUGAAUUGCGUUCGUGCCGGUGUGAUCGACUGCGUGAGUGAGACUGGGGUUCUGUGUGUCAGUGUGUGUGUGUGUUCAGGUCUAUCCGAGAGCAAGCGCUCCUGAACGCCUGAGGCCGCGCCGACAGAAGGGAUCCGGCGAGCGGCGAACCGGCCGGCCAGCCGGAGCGGUACCACGGGGUUGGCCGUCUCCGUGUGACCGUGUCAGAAGAGCACAGCAGCCGGGACACGAGGCCGGCUGCGGGUGACCUCAUCACCCUCUGCAAUCUACAUCACUCACUGGACUUCUGAUGAAAAAGGAGGACAAAACAGGGCCUUUCAGCUUCUGCGCUCAUGUUCUUUCUUCCGUCCUCUGGCACUGGCAGUUCAGAUCCACCCCCCUGCAACUGCAAUUUACUACUACUAGUACUCUACUCUUGCAAUUUUCCCAGCUGGUCUUGCUCCAUGUUCCCCCUUUUCUCCCUGCUCCUGGUCCUGAACUCCUGAUCGUCUA
Molecule: messenger RNA, 784 nt
Organism: Zea mays
Lineage: Eukaryota; Viridiplantae; Streptophyta; Magnoliopsida; Poales; Poaceae
Exons: 2
Coding region: 71-397 (108 amino acids)
Source: RefSeq, a predicted model, not a curated record